UAAUUCGUCGCUAAUUCUAAUGAAUGAUUAAAAUUUUAAAAUUGCCGCCAAAUGUUCGAUGAAGUAAUGUUUGAUGUAUCGAAAGUAUCGUAUAAUAGAGAAGUACAAUAAUUGCAACCAUCAUAUAUCGUAAAAUUUGAAACUCGUUUAACCGUUCAAGUAGUAUGUAUUACCAUGGAUAGUGCAACUAAUUAUCCAUCUUGUAUAAAAAUUCCAUCAACAAGUUCAAAACACAAUAUGAUAAAUACAUAUGCACAAAAAUUAAAUUUAAAAGAAACUUUAGUUCUUAAUAAUGAUUUAAUAUUAUUAGCAAAUCAAAUACUUGGUGAAGGAAAAUGGAGUCAUACCAUUACUAAUCAAACAAUAGAUUUUAUUGAAUCUUUUAUGGGUAAAUAUGUUUGUGGAUGUGUGACAUUUUUGAAGAUCCAGUUACAGGAUGGAACAUUUCACGAAGAUAUGGGAUAUUGUUAUACAGAGGAAGCUAUGAAAGGUUUAUCUAUACAUUGUGCAAGGAUUGGUUCUCUUACAGAUGCCUUUAAAAAAGUAUUAUCAUGUUUUGGUAAAGUAGUAAACAAUGAGAUACAAAUGUUACCAAAAAAGUUACCAAAUUCAUAUAUGCCUAACAAUCAAAAGGAAGAUUUGCAAUAUUCUUCAUUUAAUGCACUAGAACCAUGUGCUCAAUCAACUCCACUUUUAUGUUACAAAAAUGACGAAGAAAAGCAAAAGACAGACAAUCUAUUGAAACAGAAAGUCCCAAAUACAAUAAAGGAGGAAAUAUUUGUACAGCCUAAGUCAAAGAGUCCUGUUGCACAAAAGGAACAGCUUCUUCUACCACUUAAAACUUCAAGUGAUGUGAAAAAUCACUUACAACCAAAUGUUAUGAGUCACCAUAAAGAACAAAAUAUUGUUCAAAUAGAACAAGAUUCAAAAUCAGUGUCUGAAGAAGAACUUUUACGAAUUGAACGGAAACGAAAACAAAUGGAAAAACAAGCAGAAUAUAAGAGACUAAUGAAGGAAAGAGAACAGCAGAAAGCUAACGAAAAUAAAAAGAUCAAUCCAAAAUACUGAUCAACGAAGUUGAACAAUUUAUAUAUGUAUAUGUUGUAUAGAAAUUGAAAUAUAUUUUAACCCAAGGUCGAUAUAUUUUUCAAAAUGUGUAUAUGUGUAUUUUUUACCAUACAAUAUAUGUUACGUAGUAUAUUUAUAUAGAAACAAAUAAUUCAUGAAAAAUUGGAAAAAAUAAUUUUAUUGAAGGUUAGAAACUUUAUGAUUAG
Heterotrigona itama is the source of this 1274-nucleotide messenger RNA. Lineage: Eukaryota; Metazoa; Arthropoda; Insecta; Hymenoptera; Apidae. The record is from the annotation of a GenBank genome assembly.